AGAGACACAUACACACUCAGUGUGCACAAACAUACCAAAAGAGAGCGGAUCUCAAAGCUCUUUACACAGAAGCUACUGUACCAGCAAUCAAGGGGAUAAAAGCUCCCCCGGGAGUUGGCACAAACACUGACCGACUUAGAGGCUCCUCAACUCGGAUUGCAGUCUGGACAUGCAUCGAUGGCACUGCUCCUAACUUUUGGAUAUUGAACCCAAACAAGAAUAAAAGGACAUCUAUCUCACAGGAGGGGGUAUAGUUUUCUGCUGGGAAUAAAAUGACAAUAUUGUAUUCCGAGAAAAGGAAUUGCAAGAAUUUCAGAUUGUAAUUCAAUGGAUAUUGAGCAUCGAAUUUGCUUUUGUAGUUUAUGAAGAACUAACUGUAUGCUUUAAUUAUUUGAAAAUUUCACAUCUUUGACUUGUUGGAAUUAAUUCGUUUUGGAGAAUAAUAAAGGAUCUAACCAGGGAAAGUUGGUUUGCACCGCAUUACUGUGGGACAAAAAACAGCCAUACUGACAAUUUUGUGGCAACAUUAGUACAAGCAGGGAUCACGUAUGAAAAUAAGCCUGGGCUGGUUAAAAAAAUUUAUAUUGGAUUUUAUUUGCCUUUUAUUACACAAUAUCAGAUGACAAAAUACUUAUUUCUCGAUUCUGGGAUUUUGUUUGUAAGUUUGUGCGCCCCAAACGUGUUACCCCUCUAAAAUCUUUAUUAAGAGCUGUGACCCAGCUUGCUGUUUCGAAACAGUGUGAUACUGAAAACGGCAAAAACUUUUUUUUUGUUUGUUUGGUUUUUUUCAGACGAUUUUGUGCUUUUUAUUUGGAUGUAGUUUCUUUUUUUAUUUAUUUAUUGGGAAACGCGGAUCUAUAGAAGAACAUUUCAUUCCAUGCAAUCCCACGCCAGCCCCUGUCACCCAGUCUAGACAAUUUGUCGUGGCUUUGAGUCCAAGUGUAACCAUGGCGACCAUCAGAAGCCCUAUGUGAAUUUUGGAGAAAAAGAGUAAAAAGGGAGCGAGAGCAAAGAGAAAGAGGACGAGAGGGUUUUUUUUUAUUUCAUUCAGCGGUGGUAGGAGCAAAAUUGGACCCCACUAUCCCAGGAGCCUGGGACAGAGUGGAAAAAGUUGGAAGCGCACAGCGAGUCUUGUGGUCCCUAAAAAGAAAGAGCUCAAGUCCAUGUCAUUCAAACCCGCAGCGAUCUAUUAAAAGUAUCGCCUUGCCUCGGCUUUGACUUUGCCUAUUUAUGAUAUCUCCUGGCUCCAUAUUUCAGAGUGUACAGUAACUGCAGAAAACAAAUUAAUACAUCCUCAAGCACAAAAUAACUAAACACGUUUUUUUUUUUUGUAUGCUUUUUAAAAAAAAAAAAAAAAACAUGGGUUUUUUGCAAGCUGUUCUGGUCUGUGCUUUGGUCUCCUUACAUUUUGCCGCCUGUCAGCCCUAUCUUCGGCUCCGACCUUCCCCUAGUGAUAAGCUACCGGUCAUCGAUAUUAUCGAGCACCCCGACCCAGAGUACGACCCCCGGGAGCAGGACCUAAAUGAGAAGAAUCUGAGAAAAAAACUGGGCAGCAACUUUGACCCCAACUUUAUGUCCAUCAGCACUCCCGUCCAGGUCAACCUGUCCAUACAGGACAUACACCCGAAGCUCAGGCUAUCGGGACCGAUGCCCAACGACAUUAAGAAGCUGGACCUUUCUGAAACCCCAUACGGGAUGCGGGUGAAAAUUGGAAAGAAAGCGCGGAGGAAAUUCUUGCAGUGGCUGUGGACUUACACUCACUGCCCCGUGGUUUACACCUGGAAGGACCUAGGGCUCCGGUUUUGGCCUCGCUACAUCAAGGAAGGGAAUUGCUUAAAUGAACGUUCUUGUUCUUUCCCAGAGGGGAUGUUUUGUAAACCGGUCAAGUCAGUUACGAAGACUUUCCUCCGGUGGUACUGUCAAGGAUUUCUAAGACAAAAAUACUGUACGUGGAUACCUGUUCAAUACCCAAUCAUUUCAGAAUGCAAGUGCUCGUGUUGAGUUGUUUUUGUUUGUUUGUUUUUGUUUUUUGAAACAGACUGGAAAAUUCUAUUGCACUGUAAAGUUUUUUUUUUUCUAAACAGAGAUCAGCUAUAGUGUUGUUGGGAAGGGCACUAUGGCGAAAUCUAUUUUUAUAUAUAGCAUUCUAAUAAAAGUAUCAACCUUGUACAUAUUUAAUUUUUUUUUUAAAAGAUGCAGCUAAAGUUUUCUUUAAAGGAACAGGACCAUAUUAUGACAUAUAUGAACAUAGCACUUCAAAUCAAAGGUCGUUUUAUUUUGAAGAAGAAAGGACGAGUGACCUCCGGAACUUGUAAUGAUGGACAGAACCUUUUUUCUUUUCUUUUUUUUUUUUUUUUUUUUUUUGCAGAUGCUGCCUAGGUUUUUUUGUAUUAUAUUAAUAAUAAUUAAAAGAAAGUUGAGGAUACAUAAGUAUAAAAGGGUGGACUCAGCUUUUGGACACAGUGUAGUAUUGUAGAGAAGUAAACAAAUCUGUGCAAAAUGUAUUUAUUAUUUUAACGAUUGUAAGUAUAGUUAAUAAAGACAAACUAGAUUAUACCAAUUAUUGGAGAUGUCUACUUGAAUAUUUCUAAAUAUGUCAGUGUAAAUAUAAGGUUACACAUUUUUAGCAAUAAAAUCUAU
Messenger RNA from Polyodon spathula (Mississippi paddlefish), 2640 nucleotides. RefSeq names its product noggin-2-like. Gene Ontology annotation, biological process: dorsal/ventral pattern formation; negative regulation of cell differentiation; osteoblast differentiation. Lineage: Eukaryota; Metazoa; Chordata; Actinopteri; Acipenseriformes; Polyodontidae. The record is from RefSeq and is a predicted model, not a curated record. Bases 1333 to 2001 code for a protein of 222 amino acids. The transcript has a single exon.